AUGGGAUUAGUGUCUCUGAUAGAGCUAACAUCCUAUAAUGAGGCGCUUCAAGACAAAGAAUUGAUUAUGGAAAUGGAAAAAGAACUUGAUCAAUUUGAAAAGAAUGAUGUCUGGGAUCUUGUACCAAAGCCAAAAGGUACACACGUCAUUGGAACAAAAGAAGCUGGAGAGAGGCUACAUGAUCGUCUGGCCAGAGAGGCAGAAGCAAAAACUUGCAGAGAAGCUGAGGAAAAGGCUCGUCUGGAAGAAGAAGAGAGCGCAAGAGAAGUUGCAGAAAAGGCCGCUGCUGAGGCUGUUGCUGUUGUUGAAGCUGAAGCCAAAGCCAAGGCUGACGCUGAAAAAGCAGCACGCAUUGCUACGGAAGAAGCUGGCAAGGCUAGGUACACUGCUCUGACUCAAGGGGAGAAAUCUCACUCUGAUUUCGCUCCUCUUGUGUUGAAGACUCUGGAAGAACUCCAGAAAGAGCAACAAAUUAUGAGAGCAAGACUGGAUCAACAGGACUCCGUCAACUCCAACAUUCAGAAAUUGUUGACUCAAUUGCUUCAGAGGAUGCCGCCUCCUCCGAACCCUUAG
Lathyrus oleraceus (garden pea) is the source of this 573-nucleotide messenger RNA. RefSeq lists its product as uncharacterized. The transcript is spliced from 2 exons. Lineage: Eukaryota; Viridiplantae; Streptophyta; Magnoliopsida; Fabales; Fabaceae. The record is from RefSeq and is a predicted model, not a curated record. Bases 1 to 573 code for a protein of 190 amino acids.